UCCUUCCGGUUCUUCGGAGGGCUUUUCAAAACACCCAACCAGCUGCGGGUGCUGCAUUUGAUCCGUUGAAAUAUUUGCCAUAUAUCAGCCUCUCAGGGCGAAAAUGUACGGUGAGAAGGCUGUUGAGUUGAUUCGUCAGCUCCAUCGUUCGCCAGAUGGGUCCAUGCCGCCAUUCAAUGAGGACGGGAUCCGACAAGUGCUUGAGGAGAUGAGGGUACUGUUUGAACAGAACCAAGCAGAUGUGAACAAAACAGUGGAAGGGGCACCUGGACUGUUUCCUGGGGUUCAACUCAGACAUGCAGCCUUGGAGAGAAACAAGAGAUGUCUGCUAGCCUACAUGUGCAACAGAAUGGAGAGACUUCGUGCCAUGAGAUGGGAGUUUGGUAGUGUGCUGCCUCCAGACAUUAGGUACAACCUGUCAGAACAAGAGAUCCAGUGGUUCAGUCGCUAUAACAAGUCCCUGGCUACAUACAUGCGAUCAAUAGGUGGUCCCAAUGGAGGAGGGCUGGACCUCACACAGGACCUGAAACCACCCAAAUCCUUGUACAUUGAGGUUCGGUGUUUGAUGGAUCAUGGAGAAUUUGAAACAGAAGAUGGCACAAUUUUGCUACUCAAGAAAGAUAGUCAGCACUUUCUACAGAGGUCACAGUGUGAGCACCUAAUACGACAGGGGGUUCUGGAGCAUAUCCUCUAGAACUACAUGAAGAGAAAACAGAGGGAUGAGGUUACCAACAUCAAAACUAUCAUGUACUAGGGAGUGACGAAUGGGAUUAAGCAUUGUACAAAUGACUGACAAAAAGUAAACACCUUUCGCUUGGUUGACAUUGCUCACAAAAUGACAAUACAUAAGAAGCUUUUUAUCUUCGGGUUACAGUUUAAUCCACACUGAUUGGUCUCGUACAAGGUCAUGUCUUGUACAGGCAGGUGGCAAGCACAGACUUGAUAAACAUGAUAACAAAGAAUCAGUCUUUCUCUCAAACACAAAUGUUCAUAAGGUAUAAUAAUAGCCUGCUACCAUGAGUACAGUGUGUUACUAUGGCAAGCACAAAACCUCUUUGGCACAUACUACUUUUACAAAUAUCUCACCUUAAGAUAUGGGAAUGUCUUGCACUUUAUACAACAAUACAGUUUUCUGAAGGGAAAACAAUGAUUGUUCCAAUGAAAUCUAUCACCUACACUUAUGCCUCUUUAUCAUGGCUUAGCUUACAGCAAUAACUUAACAAAGACACUGAAGUACAUAAUACGUGUAAAAGUAAAACUACACAACAAAAGCCUCUCUUCUAAAUCUUCUAAAACUAGUAUUAAUCACAACUUCUACAUCAAGAGAAACACAACAAGGAUGAGGAGUUGAGCCAAAACCUGAUGAAUUCUAGUAUUUAAAAAAAACAAACUUUUUUUGCCAAAUUUCUGGUGUACAUAAAGUUGUACUUGUUUUUCUGAAUAACGGCCAUCUUUGAUGAUGCCUGAUGAUCGCUAUUUCUAUAAUUUGUUUCCAUUUUGCUUCAACCCAUUCAUGAUCCUUCAUUGUCAUUCCCUCUUAUUGCUUCUACACCGGAAUGUUAUAUGAAGUGUAGAGCCAAUUAAGACAAGAUCCAGUACUUUUCAAUCUUGUGUAUCCAGGCAUGAAAUGACAUAUUUAGCAAAUACAACAAACCUGGCCAGUCACCAGAACACAACUCUAACACCAUAGUAACUUUCAUAUUUAAAAGAUUUAAAAAGUUUUGUUCAUAUAUCAAAACAUUCCACAAAAGCUGGGACUAAAAUGUCAUCAUCUUAAACCAAAGCUCCAAAGGCUUAUUUCUAAUACAAUUUUUGACCUGUCUUGUAAAAAGUCAUCAUCUAUAUCACUUGUGUUAUUUCCAUAUAUAGCUGUCAAACAGUGUUCUUACAUGUAACAUUCAACAGGUUGCUGACAAUGUAUGACAAUAAGAGUUGUCAAUAAACAUUUUCUUGUGA
Molecule: messenger RNA, 1956 nt
Organism: Branchiostoma belcheri (Belcher's lancelet)
Lineage: Eukaryota; Metazoa; Chordata; Leptocardii; Amphioxiformes; Branchiostomatidae
Product: DNA replication complex GINS protein PSF1-like
Exons: 7
Coding region: 104-694 (196 amino acids)
Biological process (GO): DNA replication; DNA strand elongation involved in mitotic DNA replication
Cellular component (GO): GINS complex
Source: RefSeq, a predicted model, not a curated record